Molecule: messenger RNA, 2191 nt
Organism: Nannospalax galili (Upper Galilee mountains blind mole rat)
Lineage: Eukaryota; Metazoa; Chordata; Mammalia; Rodentia; Spalacidae
Gene: Cpe
Product: carboxypeptidase E
Exons: 9
Coding region: 186-1613 (475 amino acids)
Biological process (GO): proteolysis
Molecular function (GO): metallocarboxypeptidase activity; zinc ion binding
Source: RefSeq, a predicted model, not a curated record
GCGGCGCGCAUAGCCGCCCUGCCGCCUCUGGGUGGCCCCAGCGCGCAUCGCCGCUCAUCGACCAGGGAAGGUGAGGCGAGAGGAGGCUGGUGCGGAGCUCGCGGGCCGGUGCGCAGCGCUCUGCAGCUCCACCCGGGCAGGAGCAGACAAAAGAGGCCGGCGGUGCACAGCUCGCGGGGACGGCGAUGGCCGGGCGCGGAGGCCGGGCGCUGCUGGCGCUGUGCGCGCUGGUGACCGCCGGGUGGCUGCUGGUGGCCGAAGCCCAGGAGCCCGGGGCUCCCGUGGCCGGGAUGCGGCGGCGCCGGCGGCUGCAGCAGGAGGACGGCAUCUCCUUCGAGUACCACCGCUACCCUGAGCUGCGCGAGGCGCUGGUGUCCGUGUGGCUGCAGUGCACCGCCAUCAGCAGGAUCUACACGGUGGGGCGCAGCUUCGAGGGCCGGGAGCUGCUGGUCAUCGAGCUGUCCGACAACCCCGGGGUCCAUGAGCCUGGUGAGCCUGAAUUUAAGUACAUUGGGAACAUGCAUGGUAAUGAGGCGGUUGGACGAGAACUGCUCAUUUUCUUGGCCCAGUACCUGUGCAAUGAGUACCAGAAAGGGAAUGAGACCAUCGUCAACUUGAUCCACAGCACCCGAAUUCAUAUCAUGCCUUCGCUGAACCCUGAUGGCUUUGAGAAGGCAGCGUCUCAGCCUGGUGAGCUGAAGGACUGGUUUGUGGGUCGAAGCAAUGCCCAGGGAAUAGAUCUGAACCGGAACUUUCCAGACCUGGACAGGAUAGUAUAUGUUAAUGAGAAAGAAGGUGGUCCCAAUAAUCAUCUGCUGAAAAAUCUGAAGAAAAUUGUGGAUCAAAAUGCAAAGCUUGCCCCCGAGACCAAGGCUGUCAUUCACUGGAUCAUGGACAUUCCUUUUGUGCUUUCUGCCAAUCUUCACGGAGGAGACCUGGUGGCCAAUUAUCCAUAUGACGAGACACGGAGUGGUAGUGCUCAUGAAUACAGCUCCUGUCCAGAUGAUGCCAUUUUCCAAAGCUUGGCUCGAGCAUACUCUUCUUUCAACCCUGUCAUGUCUGACCCCAAUCGGCCACCCUGUCGCAAGAAUGAUGAUGACAGCAGCUUUAUAGAUGGGACGACCAAUGGUGGGGCGUGGUACAGUGUACCUGGUGGAAUGCAAGACUUCAAUUACCUGAGCAGUAACUGUUUUGAGAUCACCGUGGAGCUUAGCUGUGAGAAGUUCCCACCUGAAGAGACUCUCAAAAGCUACUGGGAGGAUAACAAAAACUCUCUCAUUAGCUACCUUGAGCAGAUACACCGCGGAGUUAAAGGGUUUGUCCGGGACCUUCAGGGAAACCCAAUUGCCAAUGCCACCAUCUCUGUGGAUGGAAUAGACCAUGAUGUCACUUCGGCUAAGGAUGGUGAUUACUGGCGAUUGCUUGCCCCUGGAAACUACAAACUUACAGCAUCAGCUCCUGGCUAUCUGGCAAUAACAAAGAAAGUGGCAGUUCCUUAUAGCCCUGCCAUUGGGGUUGAUUUUGAGCUGGAGUCAUUCUCUGAGAGGAAAGAAGAGGAGAAAGAAGAACUGAUGGAAUGGUGGAAAAUGAUGUCAGAAACUUUAAAUUUUUAAAAGAGGCUUCUAACUAGCUGCUUCAAUCUAUAUAAUAUAGUAUAAUGCAUUGUGGCUAUUUUAUUUUAGAUCGUGUGCCAUUAAUAUUUAACACUGGUUUAUUUUUAAUCAUUUAAGUAGUAAUCCACAUUACUUAGAUUCAGAUAAAAAUAUAGGAACUCGAUUUACUUCACCCUCAUGGCAUCCAUUUCCCUACAGAGCUUUAAUAAAAUGAGUGAUGAUCUUUUAUGUAACUGAUGACAAUGCGAUAUGACAAAUACCAUUGAAAAAGUCAACAGAUGUAGCUUGGAGUUGUGAGCUCUGUACUGCAAGAGUUACGUCGCUCCGUACACAUUGUCAUUUGUCUCUUGUGCUGAUUCGCUGUAUUAAAGCAUGAGCUGUGAAUGCAUUUCUGAUGGGAAGAAAAUGUACGUUUCUAAGCGGUUUUGUGUGCAAAAUGAAAACUGACUUCUUGCUUGUACUUGUGAGAGAAAAAUUGUUCUGUCAGUCAGCCCGUUAACACUACAGAGUUUAAAGUUUUGUCUUGAUUGCAUAUUGGCCCAGAAUUGCAUUCUGAAUGAAUAAAGGUUUAAAAAGAA